This is a messenger RNA of Hypanus sabinus (Atlantic stingray), 1674 nucleotides long. RefSeq names its product hyaluronan-binding protein 2-like. The transcript has 14 exons. The record is from RefSeq and is a predicted model, not a curated record. NCBI's taxonomy places the organism in Eukaryota, Metazoa, Chordata, Chondrichthyes, Myliobatiformes, Dasyatidae. Gene Ontology annotation, biological process: proteolysis. Gene Ontology annotation, molecular function: serine-type endopeptidase activity. The coding region runs from base 1 to 1674 and encodes 557 amino acids.
AUGGAGGAGAUAUGGGUCAAGAAAGCCUAUAGUGACAAUGGCAGUCCCUCGGGGUCAAGGUUGAUUCGCGUCCACGCAACUCCUGUGGGUUCUGAAGUGUCUGAAGAGUCCUUUGUGGGAUCCGCAGACUCAGCCACAGGGGACGAUCAUGCAGGGAUAGAUGAAGAAGGUUAUUCCAGUUGGAUGGAUUAUUACUACAAUGAUAAUGGUCCCUGCCUUUCAAACCCUUGUCGGAACCAUGGAGUCUGUGAAACCACUGCAACAGGCUACAACUGUCGAUGUCCUCGUCCCUUCCAUGGGAAAAGAUGCCAGAGAGUAAACGAUCCUUGCAAGAAAAACCCAUGCAAAAAUGGUGAAUGCAUUAUCCAGUACAACCCACCAUAUUACAAAUGUAAAUGCAAGCACCCGUACAUACUCCCAGGAUGCAGAAAAGCAACUGCACCAUGUAACCCUAAUCCUUGUAAAAAUGGAGCUACAUGCAAAGCUGGGAAGAAAAAAUCUUUCACUUGUCACUGUGUCGGAUCAUUCAGAGGAGAGCUAUGUGAAAUCGCACCAAAUGAAUGUUACCAGGGUAAUGGCGUGUCAUACAGAGGUCGUGUAAAGCAAACUGAACAGGGGAGGAGGUGUCUGUACUGGAGCUCUAACCUGCUACUCAAAGAAGCCAUUGGUACUCACAUGCAAAAUCCCAGCAAAUAUGGCAUUGGUGAUCACAAUUAUUGCAGAAAUCCCGAUGGUGAUGAAAAACCUUGGUGCUAUUUUAAGGACAAGCAUGACAAACUAAAUUGGGCUCAUUGUGACAUAUCUCAAUGCACCGCAGCAUCUGGAACACAAUCCAAUCGACAAACUACAACCAGGCCUGCACCCCGAUCUACUGCUCCUACUGCUGUCGUUUCAUCCUUCCAAUGUGGGAUCCCAGAGGUUGGGAAUGUCACCUUCAGAAUCUUUGGAGGGAAAAGAACAGUUCCUGGAAAAUAUCCAUGGCAGGUAUCUCUGCAGCUGAAGAACCGCGUUGGGCUCUAUAAACCAGGACAUCUAUGUGGUGGAGCCUUAAUCAAACCAUGUUGGGUUCUCACUGCUGCACACUGCAUCAUUCCACAAGCACAGCCAAGAGAUUUCCGCUUACAACUUGGCAAACAAGAUCUUCAAAAAGAUGAAACACAUCAACAGACCUUUGAUGUUGAAAAUAUUAUUGUCCAUGAUAACUAUCAGGAAACUUCUGUGGGAUUAUAUAACGAUAUUGCUUUGCUGAAGAUUAAACCUGUCAGUGGUCACUGUGCCAAAGAAACUAAAUACGUCAAAACUGUCUGUUUGCCAGAGAGUGAUUUUCCGGCAGGUACUGAGUGUUACAUUUCAGGAUGGGGACAGACAGAAACAGAGGCAUCAUCCAAUCAGUUAUUGCACACCAAGGUGCGAGUGAUAGGCGAUCAGCGCUGUAAAGACCCGGAGUCGUAUGGAACUGCCAUCAAUCACACUAUGUUUUGUGCAGGAAGUCUGGAUGGAAGUGUGGACUCAUGUCAGGGUGACUCUGGAGGACCACUGACCUGUAUGAAGAAUGGGCGCUACCAGGUCUAUGGAAUAGUGAGCUGGGGCGAUCGGUGUGGAGUGAAGUACAAACCUGGUGUUUACGUUCGUGUCACCACAUUCCUUAAAUGGAUUAAAGCACGAGCUACCUAA